AUGGUUGCAGCGAUGCGCCAAAAGCCAGCUGUUGGAAAGGCUGCCCCUCAAGCCAAUGGUCAAGCUGUGCGGCCAACGAAGAAAGGCAAAACAGCACCCAGCACAGCGAAACAGCCACCUCACUCCGCAUCCCUCGACGAUGAGCAAGAACAGUUGCUGGACUACCUUGACAAGGGCUCUCCUUUCGCAGUACGCAUGGUAAAGCUUCCAUCUGCAGGUUCCAAGAAAAGGAAACGCGACGAAGACCUCUUGCAAGACGACCUAUUCGAGCCCCGCCUGGCCUGUCUAUACGAGGUGCAGCCUCUCGAUAAGUGGGAAAGCCUUCGACGAUAUAAGAAGUUUACAGUGGGCAAUGAGAGCAUCUCAACAGGGCAAUGCGUCCUGAUCAAGCAAGACGACGCGGAAGAUGCAACAUUGGAUUUGGCCGCCCAGUGGAAAGCGAAAGUGCUGGAAGUGAGAGCUCUGGACUCGGAACACGUCUUUAUAAGAGUUGCAUGGCUCAACCGGCCGGAGGAUCUCGAUAGUGGUCGUCAAGCUUAUCAUGGCACAAAUGAGCUCAUACCUACAAACCGCAUGGAUGUCAUCGAUGCCAUGAGCGUCAAUGGCACCUUCGAAAUCGUCAAAUGGGAUGAUGGUGACAAUGACACAGCUGUGGUGAGCCACGAACAGUACUUUUGGAGGCAGACACUGGAUUACUGCGAGAACAAGAUAUCGAAACUGCGCCUGAUGUGCAAAGACAACAAGCCCCAGAACCCGGAUGAAAUGAUUGUUCAGUGUUCACACGAAGGCUGUCGCAAGUGGCAGCACGUCAAAUGCAUGGCUGAGCUUGCCGUCUACGAAGCUGCAAACCAGAAGCCAUGCUCCAGCUCGAAACGAAAGAGCGCUGUCAAGAAACAGGAGCCGGAGGAUGAAGACAAGAAGACUCUCGACAUAAAACAAGACUCGCCAGUGGUCGCAAAGGCUGUCAAGGGCUCCGUUACCGCCGAAGUCUUCAUCAAAGGCGAGCCACGACUGGCAGAGAUCAAGCCGGCAGCAGAGACCGAGAUUGUUAUCACCGAUGCGAACGGAGAACAACAUUCGGUCGGAUUGAAUUGCUUGUUCUGCGGCAAGGCGGUCGACUGA
Fulvia fulva is the source of this 1122-nucleotide messenger RNA. RefSeq names its product Chromatin remodeling protein EBS. The transcript has 3 exons. NCBI's taxonomy places the organism in Eukaryota, Fungi, Ascomycota, Dothideomycetes, Mycosphaerellales, Mycosphaerellaceae. The coding region runs from base 1 to 1122 and encodes 373 amino acids. The record is from RefSeq and is a predicted model, not a curated record. Gene Ontology annotation, molecular function: chromatin binding.